Cyprinus carpio (common carp) is the source of this 5117-nucleotide messenger RNA. RefSeq names its product putative RNA helicase mov-10-B.1. The record is from RefSeq and is a predicted model, not a curated record. NCBI's taxonomy places the organism in Eukaryota, Metazoa, Chordata, Actinopteri, Cypriniformes, Cyprinidae. Gene Ontology annotation, molecular function: RNA binding; 5'-3' RNA helicase activity.
ACGUGUACUUUGUAGACGGUCCCUAGCUGGCCUGAACUCUAGCUCGCUGCUGCUACAGACUUUACGCGGUGCAACAUUUCGAGAAGGAAGUUAAUAAAAUAAACUGCGAUGUGUGCUCAGUUUUACGGUCUAAUACUUUUCAAAUAACCCAUUUUUAUACAGUUAUACCCAUCCACUAAGAAUUUAUUGAUUUUUGAUUGAAUAUCUGUCUAAUAUCCAACGUCGAACCAACUUUACGUCGGUAGAAGAAUAAUCCAUCCGUAGAUUUUAAGUUUCAGUUUCUUCCGUUGAUAACUGCUUCCGCAGAAACAGCUGCACUAGCUUCAUGAAAGGCAGUGUUCAUCACCACAGAACUCACGAUACCAUAGCUCAGAAACAUGAACAGGAAAAACAGAAAAAAUCAGCUCUCUAAGGAUGAUUUGCGUGCCGUUGGAUUCGACUUUAUUGAAUUUCUGGCGGAAAGCAAAAGGAGAACUAUUACUGACAGAACCAUUCUCAAAAACAUCUACAACGAAGAGUUCCGACACAGGGAUGGAGUCAGAGACCCAAACUUCUCUUCAAUCCUCUUUGUAUUGAGAAAUUGCAACAAAGCACGCGUCACCAGAUCAGGACAUGUUUACUUUAACUCGAAUGUCCGAGUGCUGCACGAUCAGUGGUUUAUACCCCGUCCCAGACAACAAAACCAAGCUACUCCCCCUCUGAGUAAUGGUAGCUCGCCGCCACCCGCUAGUGCCCAGGUUCCUGACCCACCGUCAGUGCCAGGGCCAGAAGAUGGAGUCAGAGGAAGGAGAAAACUGUCAAAAGCCCUCCUGAAGAGAAUAAACAAUACAGAAAGGUCUGUGUUUAUCGCUGAUAAAAGUGGGGUGCGGGUGUCCUCAGAGCUGCAGACAGAGGAUGGCAUGAUUCAGCUGUUUGUGGAGAAGGAAGAAAUCCGUGAACUAAAGCUGUUUGUGGAGAACACGGGUCAGGAGGCCGUGUAUUUCACAUACUACACUGCUCUUCACUGGCUGCAGUAUUUCAUUCUGGAAGACAGCAGAAGAGUCACACGUAACAAUCCACACCGUCUGGAGCCAUGUGAGAAGUACGAGGUGACCUUAAGAUUCAAAGCAGAACAGAUAGGAGUCUAUCCUGCCACUCUGGCAUUUGAGUUCAAGGAAAACACCCAACCCUCCACCCAUCCUUUCCACAUUGUUCGGUUCAUUCAGGCAGAGUACAGGUCCGAGCUUGCAGCUCAGCUGGGUCCAGAAGCACCAUUCAGACCUAAGAGGCUUGAGACCUAUGAACCUGCGAGGUGCAACAUAGAUGAGGGGGUUCCACCUGAGAGUUUUACUAAAAACUUUUUGAAGUUUGUGGUGCCACUGGAUAAUUACACUCGUCCUUCUUACAUCUCUGACUUAGCCGAGGUCCUAAAAGGCAGUUUUUCUUUCCCGAAGCUCCAGGAACAAAAGUCACUGCUGGAGAGUGAUCUGGGUUUUCAUAACUAUAUGAAGCGCUUUGAUUUACUACUGUAUCUGGAGGAAGAUCAAAUGCGUCUUGACAUCAAGAGGUAUAACAAAGAUGAUGUGUCCAUGGUGAAAGACUGUGAGAACAAACGACUGCUGGUCUUAGAGCUCCCUGGUGUAUCAGAGAACAGACCAUCAGUCUUGAGAGGAGAUCACCUGCUUCUCACCAAAAGCGAGGAGGUCCAACUCUCAACUGUGACCAAAUACAAGGGCUACGUUCACAGAGUGGAACUGGAUCAGGUCAAACUGGGCUUCUCUCGAAGGCUGCUUGACGGUUUCAUAGAUAAUAUGAAAUUCCGUGUGGAGUUCACAGUGAAUCGUCUUCCGUUAAGACUGCAACACAGAGCUGUACACAUGGCGGUCCAGCACGAGCUCAGAGAUGUGCUGUUCCCUGUGGGCUCAAGGAGCUUGAACCCUGAGUCGCCACCUACACUGAAGCUCUUUGAUCAAAAGCUGGAAAAGAACCCCGAACAGAAAAAUGCAGUAUGUAACAUUGUGGCUGGUACGUCUAAGCCGGCACCAUACUUGGUGUUUGGACCUCCUGGGACUGGUAAAACCGUCACGAUAGUGGAGGCCAUUAAACAGGUGGAGAAGAAUAUACCUGGUGCCUGCAUCCUAGCUUGUGCUCCAUCUAACAGUGCAGCUGAUCAGCUGUGUGAAAAGUUGAUCACUAGUCAACAUGUUGAUGCACGGAAGAUAUACAGAGUCUACGCUAGCUCACGCAAUCCAAAAGAUAUCCCUAAAGUCCUAGAGAAAAACAGUAAUGUGGAGGGAAACACAAUUAUUUUCCCAUGUAAAGAGGAUCUAAUGUGCUACAAGAUCCUAGUCAGCACUCUGGUCACCGCUGGCAGGCUGGUCAGUGGGGGUUUUCCUAUAGGUCAUUUUUCUCACAUCUUUGUGGAUGAGGCGGGACAUGCUGUGGAGCCAGAGGCCAUCAUCAGUGUGGCAGGACUGCUGAAUGCAAAGACUGGACAGCUUGUUUUGGCUGGAGAUCCCAAGCAGCUGGGGCCAAUCCUGAGAUCUCCUUUUGCCAUUAAAUAUGGACUUGGUCUUUCCUUGCUGGAGAGGCUGAUGACACAGAAUGAACUUUACCAGAAAGGUACUACUGGAUACGACAACCGUUAUGUAACCAAGCUGCUGCAGAACUACAGGUCUCAUCCAUCCAUUCUGAAGAUCCCUAAUGAGAUGUUCUAUGAUGGGGAGUUGAUGGCAUGUGCAGAUGAGAUGAUCUCCCACCAGUACUGCAUGUGGGAGCACCUGCCAAAAAGAGGAUUUCCUGUGAUUUUUCAUGGAGUGAUUGGAAAGGAUGAGAGAGAGUCAAACAGCCCUUCCUUUUUCAACACUUCUGAAAUCGAUAUCAUAAUUGACUACCUGAAGAAGCUCCUGACACCGGCAAAGAAGGGCAUUGCAAAAAUCUCCCCCAAAGAGAUUGGCAUUAUCGCUCCCUACAGGAAACAGGUGGAGAAAAUCAGGAAGGCCAUCAAGAUACACAGGGAGCUUAAAUCCUUUUUGGGCAUUGAGGAGAUGAAGGUUGGCUCUGUGGAGGAGUUUCAAGGCCAGGAGAGGAAAGUGAUCAUUGUUUCAACUGUUCGCAGCGACAAGAAACACAUCAUUUUGGAUGAAAAAUUCAACAUUGGGUUUCUGAAGAAUGAGAAGAGAUUCAAUGUGGCAGUGACCAGAGCAAAAUCCCUGCUCAUCAUGGUGGGAAACCCCAUCAUUCUACAAACAGACACGACCUGGGGCAGGUUUAUUAAUUACUGCAUUGAGGAGAAAGGUUAUACUGGAUAUGAUAUUUCCAACUUGGAGGAAACAGAUGCGGUUGUUGAGCGUCUGCUAGCAUUAAAUAUCCGUGAGGAGAUCAUCGUGGAAACAGAGGAGAGUGUGGUCCAGCAACAUCUGAAUCCUGAGUGGAGACAUGACCAUUAAAUGAAGUGCCAUUAAUAAAGUGCCUCCCAGUUAGGCCCCUCUCAUUAGCAUAACCACACCCCUUUCCCUUCCUCUUGGAAAUCCAUGGAAUAAGAGAAAAAAAAUAUUGUUGUGCCUUUGGAUGUCAGAAUUGGAAUGCAAAUAAUUUUUAUGUAAUACUGUCAUCAAAGAUGCCAUUUGAAGCUAAAUGCAGACGUUUAAACUGACAGACUAUGGAUGAAACCUGCUAUGAUUACCCUAUUUUAAAGCAUAAAUUUGAUUUGAACAAUAGGUCUAUAUAAUAUUCAUAGAGGGGACAUGUUGUAUUAGCCCUACAGUUGAAAUGCAUUCAUGAAAUACUAUUUAAACCUAUAACAUUUUACAUAACAUUUACCUAUUUUAUCUCACAUUUCUGACUUUUUUUUCUUGCAAAUGCAGGUUUAUAUCUUCUAGUUCGGACUUUAUAACUUUAUUCAAGUCAACAAUUGCGAGUUUGUCAAUUGAGGGAAAAAAGCCAGAAGUGUGGGAUUAUAAAUUAAAAAGAAAGGAUGACUACUUGAUUUUUCUUACCAAAAUUCUGAGAUAUAAUCUCAGAAUUGCAAGAAAAAAGUCAGAAUUUUGAAAUAUAAACUGAAAAUUAAAUUUUUUAUUCUUUUAUUCCAUGGCUUGAAUAGAGUGCUACAUUAAAACUGUCAUUUUCUGCCACCAGAUAGGCUCCGCCCACAAAAAAAUGUAAUCACUGUUUGCAAACACUGAAAUUGGUCUAUAUGAACUUAGAAGUUUAAUUUUAAAGCUAAAAUUGCAAUAUGAUGUAAGCAUUGCAUUAAAGUAAAGGGGUAUUUUUUUAGGAAUCAGUGCUGCAUGACUAGAGAAAACAGAUAAAAGGAGCUGUGGCGGUCCCUUUUGCCAAAAAGUUUGAAAAUACUUCAACACCCAUAAUACACUGGGCUCAUUUCUGUCCAAGGCCUCUGCCGAUUCAACUGUCCAUAUGCAGGAAUACAAAGAUGCUAAUAAAUAAACCAGGAGAUCUAGUGCAGGUUACACAGGGAGAGAAUACAUAUUUUAAAUUUACAUAUAAUACCAAAAGUAUAACAACAUAAAUCUGAUUGAAAAUUUGCCAACCCGUCCUUUAAUCUCAGGGCUUUGUAUGCAGUGUUGUCUAUAUUGAUUGAAAAGUUUUAUAAGAUGUUUUAAAGAAAAUGCAUUAAUGGAGCACAUGGUUGAUAAAUCACUGAUUACUGCCCCAAAAUAAGUGCCUUGUUUUAUAAAAUUACCAAACAACAGAAAUGAUAUUUUAAUAAUGCUUAAUUGAUGGUGGUGAAGGUUUUGUUUGUGGUCCCACUGGAUUGUCUGUAAAUUGUAAAUGGAGUUGGAGGUUUACAUCAGCGCAUUUUCAAACACAUCAUUAAACAAUUGUGUACUUAAUUUCAAAGGCUUUUGACUGAAGUACUGUAAAUACAGUAUAGUAAAAUGGAGGAUGUUGAAUCACAGAUGAAUGCAAAAUUUGGAGACAUGUUAAUACUUCUAUUACUGGUUUCUCACAGUCAGCAGACUUCAAAAUUGACUACAUGCCAUGACACAUCAUUUGAAAAGAAAAAGUAUAAUGUGUAUUUAUUGACCAUGAAACUGUAUUUUGCAUCCUGGCAAAGUAAUUUAUUUUUUUCACUUGUAUACAAUCUCGUCAUCCAAAAGUAAAACAUGAAAAUAUGA